AAUGAAACCAAGGCAAGUAACGUGCCCACGAAACGGGAUUCCUGUUUUAAAAGCGCGUCUAUACUCGUAAAAAAGUGGCUUUACGACGGAAGGAUCCUGUUAGACAGAAUUGAAGCUGUUAGAAGUGAGACGAAACGCAAGCCGCUCUAUUCCCUCGCCUGGCUUUAUGACAAAGGCAUUCUGGGAGUUGUAGUUUAUUGUAGCGCAUUGUAGCGCUGCAGGAAGAUGGAGCUGGAGCCGCUAAGAACUACAUUUCCCGACGAGCUAUAAUGCGUCUGCUGACGUAACACGGAAUGACGCUCUGACCCGAGACUGGUUGUUGUUAAUAAUAAUAAUAAUACGACUCCCGGUCUGAACCCCACAAAAGCGCCUCAGCUUCUCAUUCUGAUGCUGCCUUUGCGCCUGCUCCAAACUCAAUGCAGGAUACCUUGGACUUUGGCCACGUUGCCGUAUUCUAGAUCACAGCUUCACAUGGAGAGGCCGGUGGAGAAGGCCAUCCGAUCCAAACUGACCGAGACCCUGAAGCCCAGCCACUUGGAGGUGCUGAAUGAGAGCUACAUGCACGCGGUGCCCAAGGGCUCAGAAACACACUUUAAGGUGGUGGUAGUCUCUGAGAUCUUCCUUGGCAAAUCUCUGAUCCAGAGGCAUAGACUGGUGAACGAACUGCUGAAGGAAGAGUUAGCUGGUCCUGUUCAUGCCUUGUCCAUCCAAGCCAAAACCCCUCAACAAUGGGAGGAAAAACCCACCAUCGGCAAAAGCCCAGCCUGCAUGGGCAGCUCAAAGCAUGACCCGGAGAUGAUCAAGAAACUUGGCACUCAAGUGUAGAUGUGACUUUUAUGGAAGCUUCUACACCUGAUAACUACAGUUGACUUUUCUGGUUUUUGGGUUUUUUUUUCAGAAGAAAAUUGUUAACUUAACCUGUUUGUGGCCAGCCUAGGGCAGUGUACCGAACUGAUCCAGAGAAAUGGUACUUCUGUCCAUAUUUGUGAUGGUUUGACAGGGGGUUAAAUUGAUUAUGUUGUUACCAUCAAAUAAAGAAAUUAAGUCAUUA
This is a messenger RNA of Xenopus laevis (African clawed frog), 1051 nucleotides long. RefSeq names its product bolA family member 1 S homeolog (gene bola1.S). Bases 388 to 825 code for a protein of 145 amino acids. The record is from RefSeq and is a predicted model, not a curated record. Gene Ontology annotation, cellular component: mitochondrion; iron-sulfur cluster assembly complex. NCBI's taxonomy places the organism in Eukaryota, Metazoa, Chordata, Amphibia, Anura, Pipidae. The transcript is spliced from 2 exons.